Cuscuta epithymum is the source of this 1155-nucleotide messenger RNA. NCBI's taxonomy places the organism in Eukaryota, Viridiplantae, Streptophyta, Magnoliopsida, Solanales, Convolvulaceae. The record is from the annotation of a GenBank genome assembly.
GCUAAAUCAAUUAUUCGCAAAUGGAAGACUUGGACACGAAAUCCGAAAUUGUGCUUAUAGUUUUCUUCUUCCUAGUGAUACUUUUAUUUUCUGCCUGCGCCGUUGGUAUCUUCGUUCACGACUACCCGCAAGUGAGUGAAGCAGGACAUGCUUGUUUAUGUAUAAUAGUCAUCGUAUUGGUGCCCUUGUUCAGUGUCUUUCUUACUGACUGCACCUUUAGAAUAAAGAGAUUGCACCGAAUCCGGGAAGGGCAACGAGAAAGCCCUGAAUUCUCGGUGGACAACGUGGUCAUAAAAAAAAUCGACGUCACCGGCGGCAACACCCUCUCCGCCGCCCUCAGCUUCACCCUCCACGCCAACAACCGCUACAAAAGCCGCGGCAUUUACUACGCCGCGGCCGAAGCCAAACUCUCUUUCUACUACUACGCCGACGGGUACGGCCGCGCCUCUCUCAUCCGUCAAUCGAGAUGGUACUAUCUCAAUAGUGGGACCCUUGCGUUCGCCGCCAUGAGCUCCGCCCCGGUCAACCUGCCGCCGGGAAACAACGUCCCGGCUGGCGGCAUCGCCUUCUCUGCGGAGUCAAGGAACGUGACGCUCACCGGCGAGCAGGCCUCGCUGUUGAUUGAAUAUAAGGAGAACUUGGAUAGGUUCGAUGCGUUCUUGACGGUGAGAGCUCUGGUGAAGAACGGCAUCUCCGACGCCCGUUCUCGGUUGCUUGAGGUCACGUGCGGGUCUAUGUCUCUCGUGCCCAAUUCUACGCACGUGUUCACGUGCGCAUAGUUGAAGGUUUGAACGUUGAAACUAAAGUGCAUCGAUGCUGAGAUCAACAAGGGCAUGCAGUCAUGAUGAAGAAAUGAAGUAUCUACUUUACUACUUAAUCAAUUAAUUCUUAGCUUAUACGUAUGUAGUGCUUAGCAAAACAUUUAGGUUGUUGAUGUACUUUGAAUCAUGCGUGAUAGUUUUAUAAGGAGUAUAUCAUUAUUCUAUUGUACGUUUAAUUAAGCACCCACUUUUUCUUAAUACGACUAAUGUGAUUGAGGGUGGAUCCUGAAACAACAUCCACAACAUCAUGUGAAAAUAAUUCUGAAGGUUUCAAAGCUUACCUACAAAGAGCUUUGACAUCAUCACUUCACGAUGGAAAAAGUUUCAUUCUUGC